Molecule: messenger RNA, 3627 nt
Organism: Talaromyces rugulosus
Lineage: Eukaryota; Fungi; Ascomycota; Eurotiomycetes; Eurotiales; Trichocomaceae
Exons: 3
Coding region: 1-3627 (1208 amino acids)
Biological process (GO): vesicle-mediated transport; endosomal vesicle fusion; autophagy
Cellular component (GO): fungal-type vacuole membrane; cytoplasm
Source: RefSeq, a predicted model, not a curated record
AUGGAUGAAAGCGCUGGUCCUCGCAAACGGAGGAAGCUAUCGGCUUCCACGGCGCCGCCAUAUGUUCUCCGCCAGCUGCUCGAUAAGGUCCCCUUGGCCGCAGAAGAGGGCGGGCCGGAGAUUCAUAUAACAUGUGUGGAAUACUGGAAUGAUAACCUGUAUAUUGGCACCUCUGCGGCCGAGAUCCUCCACUUCGUGUCGUUACCGCCAGACCCCGAUGACGAAUCCAGCGAGCCCAACUUUAUCCUAGCCUCUCGAUUGCCAAUAACCGGUAGCCCGGACCAGGAACAUGGCAUUCAGCAGAUUGUAUUGCUGCCUGCUGCAAGUAAAGCUUGUGUUUUGUGCAACGGCUUCGUGACGUUUUACACGCUACCCGAGCUGAGUCCCGCGUUUGAGAAUAACGUGAAAGUAAAGAACUGCCACUGGAUUGGCGGUCUCGAUUUGAACCAAGAUGUGGGCGAGGAUGCAACCGAAAGUCCGGUGAUCAUGAUCGCGGUGCAAAACAGAAUAAUGAUAGUGCGAAUCGGAGACGCUGCGCAGCUAUUGAGGAAUAUCGAGUUUCCCGGCUGCUUGGUCGGGCUACGGCGCGAUACGAUUGCAUGUGUGGCGGACGAAAAUGCAUACUCGCUGUUGGAAGUGGAACAUCAACAGAAAAUCCCCCUGUUUCCCAUCUCUUCAUCAAGCGAGGUCUUUGAGCUUGGCCGUGUGCAAGAUAUCCCGCAGUCGUUAUCUGCCCUCAAACGCUCAUCUUCGGAGUCGUAUGGAAAUUUAGAUGCUGGCACAUCGAGUGGACAUGGCAGGAGUACCAGUCUGAAUGCGUUUGCUGAGGGGCUGGGAGGCAGCAGAAGAGGAAGCUCUCAACAUGCUAUUAGAGAGGAUCGGUCCAAUUCACUCACGCCUGAUUUGCUCGGAAAUUCGUCGCCACGAAGAUCUAUGUCGGGAGACCGACAGGACGCGAAUACAGCUAAAGAUUUGCCCGCUCCCCCGCGUCAAGAGCCCGACACGGAUAUACAGAAACCGCUCCCUCCAGCACCCAAGUUGAACUUGGCUCGUCUAAAACCGCACAUAGUAUCUCCAACACCAUCAGAGUUUCUUUUGGUUACGGGUACUGCGGAGACUGAACCCGGGGUUGGCAUGUUUGUCAAUACGGAUGGCGAUGUAGUUCGGGGAACUAUGGAAUUUCAACGAUAUCCCGAAACCGUUGUUGUUGAUAGCCCGGGAGACUCGGGCCAGGGAGGGGCGAGUCCCGAGCCUAUUGAAGGAUUCGUACUUGCAGUCCUCAAAUUGGAUGAAAAUGACAAUGUCCAUAAAUGCCUGGAAAUACAGCGUUGGGACGUUAACCCCGGGGAGGCAGGACGCCAAAAAUCCUUGUUGGACAUACCCAGUUCCAGUGAUUUGGAGAAUGUAGGAAUAGGACAUACUAUUGGGCCGAGCAAUCUCAACUUCUUUGAGCUGGGCGAUUUACUUCGAAUGGUCAAGCUACAAACACCUAAGAAACCCGGGGGCACAUAUACCCCAGCCGAAGAGGCAGACCCCCGGACGAAUGCAACAAUCGAGCAGCUUCGCAAGGAGAAGGAGCUCUUCGAAUCCCAGGAAUUGUCAGACUCGGACACGGGGAAAAAGGUCACUUCGUCGAAGAAUUGGGAGAUAGAGAAAACUAAAGAAGGCGCUGCCUUCGCUCGUGGACUGGGAAAUGCGCGAUCUAGCUUAAUUCUGUGGUCUGGAGAUCAGGUCUGGAGUAUUUUAAGAAACCCUUUGCCAUUACAGCUUGAGACGCUUCUUGAAAGCACGCAGACUUGGAAAGACGGCCGGUUGGUGUCAGUUGACCGGGGUGCUAUUGUUGAUCUACUAGACUCGAUGAAGACGAUUGAACCAAAGACUGAGGCAGAGUUUUUGGGAUUGGGUUAUAUCAGACAGAAAGCUGGGCUGCUUCUCUUCGCGGAUCUGCUCGCGAUGGCUCCACCUAAUCGAACAGAGGCGACAAUCCGAGCAACAGAGGAAGCGCUUGUGGAGAGUGACCUGGACCCUCGGCUGAUUCUAUUUUUGGUACCGUUCCUCUCCGACGAGGUUCUGGUCAGCAAGGAGGGAAUCUGGGUGCACCACGGGCUGGCGAAGGUUGCUGGGUUUUACCUGGAACAUUUGUCGGAGUGGAAGACGGUCUCGCUGUCAGCUGAAGACCCGGUACUUGAUCUACUGAAAGGUUAUCUCUCUGCCUGGCAAAGAAGACGCGGCUACGGUAGCGUCACCAACGACACGAAUGUCUUUGACAGCGUCGAUGCGGCCCUUCUCCAUUUAAUCCUUGAGCGAGAAGCACAAGCUCGACAAAGCUCUCGACCGGUGAAUACAGCGCGCGGUGAAUUGAACGGACUGGCAGACCAUUGGAAGGCGGACUUUGACCACGCCAUCGCGCUUCUUGAACGUUACCAUCGGCUCUUUGUGCUUAGUCGACUUUACCAGAGCCGAAAAAUGUCCAAUAAGGUGCUCAGAACGUGGCGAAGGAUUGCCGAGGGAGAGAAAGACGAUGACCCGGAGGUUACCGUUCCCGGCGUUGAAGAGCACGUUCGAAAGUACCUAGGGAAGAUAAGGGAUACACAGUUGGUCGAAGAGUAUGGAUCGUGGCUGGCAUCACGAAAUACAAGCCUGGCUAUCAGGGUCUUUUCGGAUGAUAGCAGCCGGGUGAAACUGGAUCCCAACGAUGUGGUGGAAUUGCUGAAAGCGCGAGCCCCAAAUGCUGUACAGGAUUAUUUGGAGCAUCUUGUGUUUUCAAAGAAUUAUUCUCAAUACGUGGAUGAUCUGAUUGCAUACUACCUGGAUACAAUUCUCAAUGUGCUGCAAUCAUCAGCGGAAGCGCGGGCCUCGCUCAGAGAGUCAUAUUCUACAUAUCGAGCGCUGCGGCCUCCCAAGCCGACUUAUCUCCACUUUAUCUCGGAGAAUGCACCAUCGGAAGCAUGGUGGCAGUCGCGUUUACGACUUCUUCAGCUUCUGGGCGGGCCAAAUACGGUUUUUACAGCGACGGCGGGCAAGGAUCUCCCAUAUUCGAUUGAGGCGGUACUAUCCCGGAUCGAGCCGUUUCAGGACGAGCUGGUGUCGGAAAGCAUCAUUCUCGACGGGCGCCAGGGCCGGCACAAAGAAGCACUGCGCCUGCUGACGCACGGGCUGGGCGACUACGACUCUGCAAUCCGAUACUGCCUAUUUGGCGGCAGCUCGAGCGCGCAGAGCAUCAAGGGGUCAGAGCAGGCCGAGCUGUUCAGGUGCCUUCUGAUGGAGUUCCUGCGCAUCGAAGACGUGUCGGACCGGAUCGAGCGGACGAGCGACCUGCUCGCACGGUUUUCGCAUUGGUUCGAAGUGCACGACGUGCUGGCCAUGGUGCCGGACGACUGGAGCGUUGAUAUUCUCAGCGGGUUCCUGGCGCAUGUCUUCCGCGACCUGGUCUCGCAGGGCCGCGAAGUGCGUGUGCAGAAAGCGCUGAGUGCGAGUCUCAAUCUGCGGGUGGGCGUGGAGUAUCUACAGGAUGUGGAAAAGCGAGGAGCGUGGAUUGAGGAUGACGAGGGGUUGAGGAGUUUGAAGGGUACUAGUACUAGUACUGUUCAAGAUGAUUUUGGGGAUAUGGUUAGUGCUGGACUGUAA